AUGAAAAAUGAGACAAAAAAUAAAACAUUUGCAGACGUGGAAGAAUUAUGUGCUCGUAUGCAUAAUAAUACAGCAUUUAUUGGUGUUCAACCAUUUUCCAGACUUCUUGUAGAUUCAGCCAGCAAAUGUCAGAAAAGUUGUAUGGAACUUCAUCCAAAAUGCACAGCAGUUGUGUUCUAUUACGUUUUUGGUGAAAAAGUCAACCAUAUUUGCUUCUUGUUUGAUCGAAACAGUGUUAACGAAAAUGUUGCACUGGUACCUGAGAAGCCGAAAAAUAAUAAAGAUGUAAUUAGAGCAUUAGAAAUUGUAUCGAACUGCCACGAAUUCGAUCCAUUCCCACCACUUCCUGAUCCAUUUGUUGUAUCCUCAGAUACAGUUGGCCGUGACAAAAGAGCCGUUGGUUUCCACAAGCCAAUCCCAGCAACAGGUCCAUGGUCAAAAUGGUCACCUUGUAACCAUGCCAGUACGAAGAUCCAGAAACGUCAGUGUGCACCCAAAUAUCCUCAACAAUCGCACCCUGUAUACGCACCAGCAGAAGCUGCUCCGCCAAGCACCCCUUACCCACCCUACGGUUACAACCAUCCGCCAGCAUAUUCAGACGAAUACACACGACGUAUGGAAGAACAUAAAAAACAAGAACUGCAGUUGUGUUGCUAUAAGCUUGAUUAUAAUCCAGGAAGCCAGAAACAUCCGGUAAAAACUAACCGUAAACCUGUUGAAGCUUAUUUGGAAUGGGGACCAUGGUCAGAAUGCUCAGUCACAUGUGGCAAAGGUACUGAAACACGUUCGAGAAUUUGCACCACUUCCGCAUGCUUUGGACCAUCUACUGAAACUCGUGACUGUGAACGAGCUCCGUGCAGUGGUACAUGGAGCCCGUGGUGCGAAUGGACUCCUUGUUCAGUCACUUGCGGCCCUGGAAAACGUGAAAGAAGCCGAUUUUGCGAUCUCGGAUUUGGAAGAUGUGAUGGUUCUGAUCACGAAGAGGACCAAUGCAACCAGGGACCUUGUCCUGAGUGGAUGCAAUGGAGCGAGUGGUCAGUCUGCAGUUUGACUUGCGGUGGUGGCACUUCUCAACGAUUCAGGACAUGCACUGUUGGAAAUCUCUGCCCAGGCAGCUCUGUGGAGAGUAUGCCAUGCAAUGAGCAACCUUGUGCGUGCUGGGGAGAAUGGACUCCGUUUAGUGAGUGCUCAGUCAGUUGCGGUGAAGGCACAAAAAGCCGUUCUCGUUACUGUGAAGGUGGAGACUAUUGCGAAGGUAACCCAAUGGAGAAAGUAUCCUGCCAUAUGCCUCCCUGCCCUGAGUGGUCUAUGUGGGGACAGUGGAGUGAUUGUGGAGUAACUUGCGGCGAAGGUUUGAAAACACGAUCACGUCAUUGCAUGGGAGGAGAUUCAUGCCCAGGAAUGCCAACUGAACAAGAAGUUUGCUACCUACCUCCAUGCCCAACCUGGUCUAACUGGCAAGACUGGUCUCAGUGUUCUGUGACAUGUGGACCAGGAACAAUGGUCAGAAGGAGAUACUGCAACGGAUAUGGCUGUCCUGGAUCAGACCAGGAAUCAAAAGAAUGUUUCUUGCAACCUUGCCCAGUUUGGGGACAGUGGGAAGAAUGGUCACAGUGUACAGUAACUUGCGGAACAGGCACAAAAGAAAGACACAGAACCUGCCUUGGCGGAUACUGCGAAGGUGAGCGAUCACAAACCGAGCAAUGUGACAUGGGAAUGUGCCCAUACUGGAGCGAAUGGGAACAAUGGUCACGAUGCAGUGUCACCUGUGGAGAUGGUUUCAAAACCCGUAGGAGGUACUGUGUUGGCGGCAACUGUCCAGGACCUGCAGAGGAAACUCAGCCGUGUAGAGAAGGCCCAUGCCCGUCUUGGGGCCCUUGGGGACCGUGGUCUGCUUGCAAUGUACAAUGUGGCCCCGGUCAAAAGACAAGGAACAGAGAAUGCUUAACGCCGUAUGGACCUUCUGAAGAUUGCCCGGGUGUCAAACAGGAAUCCAUUGCAUGUGACGCUGGACCAUGUUGCCAGUGGUCCGACUGGUGUGGAUGGAGUGUUUGCGACCGCGACUGUGGUGGCGGAAAGAAGAUAAGACAACGAUUCUGCACUCGUCAGACUGCAAAUGGCGAGCAAGUGUCCGACCCAUCAUGUUCUUGUCCUGGUUCUGACAAGGAAAUUCAGGAUUGCAACCAACAGAGAUGUCCUCCACAAUGUAAUUGGACAGAAUGGUGUCCAUGGAGUCAGUGUCCAGAUAAAGAUCCAUGCAGAAAUGCUACAAUGACUCGUACUAGGCAAUGUGUUGGAGACCCUGGUUGCCGUUGCUAUGGUUUUGCCGAAGAGAAACAGUUCUGCAGACGUGAAGCUGUUUGCGAUCCGCCAAUUGUGCCAACAUCGGGUACUCGCAGACGUCGUCGUAUUGAAUAA
This is a messenger RNA of Enterobius vermicularis (human pinworm), 2418 nucleotides long. The record is from the annotation of a GenBank genome assembly. NCBI's taxonomy places the organism in Eukaryota, Metazoa, Nematoda, Chromadorea, Rhabditida, Oxyuridae.